AUGAUUACUGACGUCCAACUUGCAAUAUUUUCCAAUAUUCUUGGAGUGGCUCUCUUCUUCCUGGUCUUCCUGUUCCACUACAUCAAUGCGAAUUCCGGGAAAUAAGCGGAGAGUGCGGAGGAAAUUCCACAAUUCCACGAUGGAAAAAAAUCAUGAGUUGAGGGGAUUCGUUGUAUGGACAAGAUAUGAAGACGUUGAAUGUUUGUCAUGGGUUGGACUUUAGGCGAGAAUUAUCAAUUAAUAUGAUUCUUAAGCUGUUGUAAUAAAUUCUCAUUUCUAUGAA
Messenger RNA from Diachasmimorpha longicaudata, 283 nucleotides. RefSeq lists its product as uncharacterized. The transcript has a single exon. The record is from RefSeq and is a predicted model, not a curated record. Gene Ontology annotation, cellular component: oligosaccharyltransferase complex. NCBI's taxonomy places the organism in Eukaryota, Metazoa, Arthropoda, Insecta, Hymenoptera, Braconidae. Bases 1 to 105 code for a protein of 34 amino acids.